AUGGUCGAAACCCCAGAGCCUGGAUUCGGCCAGGUCCUCAUCAACCUGACUCAUUCAGGUGUCUGUCACUCGGACUUCGGUGUAAUGACGAAUUCGUGGCGGGCGCUGCCAUUUCCAACUCCGAAAGGCCAGGUUGGCGGACACGAGGGUGUUGGCGCGGUAGUGAAGAUCGGACCAGGAUGCGACAACGUUGGGAUCAAGGAAGGGGACCGAGUUGGAGUCAAAUGGGUGGCUGGUGUGUGUGGAACAUGCUUGCCUUGUCUUUCCGGAUCCGACGGCCUAUGCCUGAAUGGAAAGAUAUCGGGCUAUUAUACCCCGGGUACCUUUCAGCAAUACGUCCUCGGGCCUGCAGAUUACGUGACGCCGAUCCCGGAUAGUGUUCCUUCUGAGCUGGCGGCUCCUAUGCUUUGCGCUGGUGUGACUGUCUAUGCCGCCCUAAAGCGCAGCCGCGCGCAGCCUGGUGACUUUGUCGUGAUUUCAGGCGCAGGAGGUGGCCUUGGCCAUCUCGUAACAUCAAUCGGCAGCCGCGGCCUCGGGUUGCGCAUAAUUGGAGUUGACCAUGGGAGCAAAGAGGCCCUUGUGAAAGAUAAUGGUGCUGAAGUGUUUGUGGAUAUCACCCGUUUCCCAAGGGAUGAUGAUGGCGCUGCCAUCACUGAACAUGUCAAGGGCCUCACUGGGGGACAUGGCGCCCAUGCCGUCAUUGUUUGUGCGGCAUCCAACGGUGCCUACGCGCAAGCAGUUCCCAUGCUACGCUUCAAUGGCUCGCUGGUCUGCGUGGGUAUACCUGAGGGCGACCUUGUGCCUAUUGCAACAGCUAGCCCGGCUCCCAUGAUCUUCAAGCAGCUUUCGAUUCAAGGGUCCGCUGUUGGAAAUCGGCGAGAUGCGCUUGAGGUCCUAGACCUUGUUGCCCGUGGCAUCAUAAAGCCUCAUGUCCGGACAGAGAAAAUGGAGAAACUGAAGGAGGUUUUUGAGGAUAUGGACAAAGGUCUAAUUAGUGGACGUAUCGUUAUAGAUUUGGCCUAG
Molecule: messenger RNA, 1023 nt
Organism: Aspergillus calidoustus
Lineage: Eukaryota; Fungi; Ascomycota; Eurotiomycetes; Eurotiales; Aspergillaceae
Source: the annotation of a GenBank genome assembly